GGGUUUUUCAGAAUUUAAGUAUGGCCCCGCUCAAUUGAUAAUCAAGAUUGCGGAGUCUUCCAAAAUAAUCCUUUACAUUUUCUGUAAUUAGAGACCCAAAGAAACUCUGGAUUUUCCACGGUACAUAAUCUAUAUUUAUUCAUAUUCCCUCUCUUCCUCCCUCCCCUCCCCCUCCCGCUUCCUCGUGCGCGUGUAUGCGCGCGCUUGUGCGUUUCCUUUCAUUUCUAGCAUUAGGAAACUCGUUCAGGGCCACUGAAAAGUCGGGAGAGGCUCAAAUCUGAUCUUCCACGGAUUCUUUCCCCUAAUGUUAGAUAAUGCCCGGAAACGUUGUCACCAAAUAAGUAUGAGAGUAUUAUUUUGGAGAAACAGUUAACCCCUACCAAAAUAUAAAGCGCCAGAGGAAAAGAGGUGAGACUGGAAGACAAGGAAGCCCUUUGCAUUCGCUGGUGGAGCAAAGUGCGAUCUGGGGACGGGCUGGGGUUCCAGUCCUUAUACUUCAGCACCGAAGGGGAUGGACAGCGUCUCUGGACUGGGCUACCGCCACAGGGACAAAACGGCGCUGCCCUUGCUGCCACUGUCGUCGCCACGGGCAUCUGGGCUCCCUGCUCCUCGCAGCUAAAAGGCGGUGCCUCCUGAUACCCCUUGGUUCCCCCUCCCCUUCCUUGAUAGACGGAAAGUAACCCUUCUUAUCCACCUACCAUACAGGGCUCUGAGGAGUCCUAUUGUUCCACAGAUUAAACUCUGAGCAACAACUUCAAGAAUAUUUCUCCGCAGGGGGCUGGGAGGAAAUGCAAGCAGGAGAGUGAAGUUGAAGUUCUUAGAGGCUCUGAAAAACCAUGGGCUCUGCAGAAGGGGUUGAAAUGCUCAAAGGCCCACACUUUAUGAAAUAAACAGAAUGCUCACCGGAGAGUUGCAACUAUUUUGGAAAUAGCUUUGUGAGAAGAGUUCCAGAUCUACACUCAUCUCUACCUUAGAGACAGACUUCUAAUUCCUUUACUCGGCUGACGACAUCUUUUGAGGUGCCGUAGCACAUGGAUUUCAGGACUGCCUGUGAAGAGACAAAGACAGGGAUUUGUUUGCUGCAGGAUGGUAAUCAGGAGCCUUUCAAAGUCCGGCUGCACCUAGCCAAAGAUAUUUUGAUGAUCCAGGAACAGGAUGUGAUAUGUGUGUCUGGUGAGCCUUUCUAUUCUGGUGAAAGAACGGUGACCAUUAGAAGACAAACUGUAGGAGGAUUUGGAUUAAGCAUAAAGGGGGGAGCUGAACACAAUAUUCCAGUUGUCAUUUCAAAAAUCUCCAAGGAGCAAAGAGCGGAACUUUCAGGGCUGCUCUUUAUUGGAGAUGCAAUUCUACAGAUAAAUGGAAUUAAUGUGAGAAAAUGCAGACAUGAAGAAGUGGUGGCCUGUCAACCACACUUUGGGAGAAGCUGGAAGGUUGAAGGGCUUCUGUUGGUGAUGGUUCAGGUGCUUCGGAAUGCUGGAGAAGAAGUGACCCUAACAGUGUCAUUUUUAAAAAGAUCACCUGCUUUCCUCAAACUCCCACUGAAUGAAGAUUGUGCAUGUGCUCCCAGUGACCAGAGCAGUGGCACCUCCUCUCCUCUUUGUGAUAGUGGCUUGCAUCUCAACUAUCAUCCCAACAAUACAGACACAUUAUCAUGUUCUUCAUGGCCAACAUCUCCGGGUUUGAGAUGGGAAAAGCGAUGGUGUGACCUUAGGCUGAUCCCGCUGCUUCAUUCACGUUUUUCUCAGUAUGUGCCUGGGACAGAUUUGAGUCGGCAGAAUGCUUUUCAAGUCAUUGCUGUGGAUGGGGUCUGCAGUGGGAUUAUUCAGUGCCUCUCUGCUGAAGACUGUGUUGACUGGCUACAAGCAAUAGCAACUAAUAUUUCAAACCUCACAAAGCACAAUAUUAAAAAAAUCAACAGAAAUUUUCCUGUAAACCAGCAGAUAGUCUACAUGGGCUGGUGUGAAGCACGGGAGCAAGACCCUUUGCAAGACCGUGUGUACUCACCAACAUUUCUAGCCCUGAGGGGAUCAUGUCUUUACAAGUUUUUGGCACCUCCAGUGACAACAUGGGACUGGACCCGAGCAGAGAAAACAUUUUCAGUUUAUGAGAUUAUGUGCAAGAUUCUCAAGGACAGUGACCUGUUGGACCGGCGGAAACACUGCUUCACAGUGCAAUCUGAGUCUGGGGAGGAUCUCUACUUCUCCGUGGAGUUAGAGUCUGACCUCGCCCAAUGGGAAAGAGCCUUCCAAACAGCAACCUUUCUGGAGGUGGAACGGAUACAGUGCAAGACAUAUGCAUGUGUGCUAGAAAGUCAUCUAAUGGGACUCACAAUUGACUUUAGCACUGGAUUUAUCUGCUUUGAUGCUGCAACAAAGGCUAUACUUUGGAGAUAUAAAUUUUCUCAGCUUAAAGGUUCUUCAGAUGAUGGCAAGAGCAAAAUCAAAUUUUUGUUUCAGAAUCCAGAUACUAAGCAGAUUGAAGCAAAGGAGCUGGAAUUUUCAAAUCUAUUUGCUGUUCUUCACUGCAUUCAUUCAUUUUUUGCUGCCAAAGUAGCUUGUUUGGACCCUCUCUUUUUAGGCAAUCAGGCUACCACUUCUGCUGCUGCCAGCUCUGCUACUACAAGCAAAACAAAGUACACAACUUGACAUACCGAGAUUUGCAUUGUCACUUACUAUGACUAUGUAAAGAAAAUAAAAAUAAUCAUCAUUUUAGACCCUGGAGAAACAAUCAUAUCACCAAGUAAACAGUGAAUUCAAUUUGAAAUUUGAACAGAAAGUAAGGUCAUAAGGGAUCUCAAAAGCACUUCUAUUUUGGAAGACAUUGUGAAUAAUCUUAAAUGAACCAUAACAGCUUGUUCUCAGUUUAUUUGUACCAUCGAAAGUGAAGACGAAAGAAUGAAUGAUUCAAAGUAUGUAAAUAAUAUACAAAUUGUAAGCUACCUAUAAAUAAAAAUACCACUUAAAUGGUUAUUUCUGUAUUUUAGAUUAUUUUGUAUGUUGGGCCAGAUCAUGAACUAAUGCCCUAUCAUUGAAUUUUGAGUGAUAUAAAGGAGGCAAAUAAACCACAUGGCAGCGAAGAAAAUAGCAUGUAAAAAAUUUCGUCAAAGAAGAGAGCACUUUAAUUUGCUAAUGUAGAUUUUCCUUGCAUUCUCAUUCUGCAAUAUGACACUGGCAUUCCAAUUUUAUCUUGUUGUCAACUAUUCCUAAGAUUUUCAAAAGAAUAAAUACAUCGAUUCUAUGAUAGUCACAAUGUAAAA
Mustela lutreola (European mink) is the source of this 3256-nucleotide messenger RNA. It is a transcript of the gene SNTG1, whose product is annotated as syntrophin gamma 1. NCBI's taxonomy places the organism in Eukaryota, Metazoa, Chordata, Mammalia, Carnivora, Mustelidae. Gene Ontology annotation, molecular function: structural molecule activity; protein binding. The coding region runs from base 1032 to 2645 and encodes 537 amino acids. The record is from RefSeq and is a predicted model, not a curated record. Gene Ontology annotation, cellular component: dystrophin-associated glycoprotein complex; intracellular anatomical structure. The transcript has 19 exons.